AAAACCACAUUUCCAUUUUUGUCUGCAUCUUCCUUCUACUGUCUGGCAAUGCCUGUGGAUUUCAGUGGAACCUGGAACCUCGUCAGCAAUGACAACUUUGAAGGUUAUAUGGUGGCCUUAGGUAUUGACUUUGCAACACGCAAAAUAGCAAAAAUGCUGAAGCCUCAGAAAGUGAUCAAACAAGAUGGUGAUUCAUUCUAUAUCCACACCACUAGCACAUUCAGAGAUUAUCUGCUUGAAUUCAAAGUUGGAGAGGAGUUUGAGGAAGAUAAUAAAGGCUUGGAUAACAGAAAAUGCAAGAGCCUCGUUACCUGGGAAAAUGACAAACUUGUCUGUGUCCAGACUGGUGAGAAGAAGAACAGGGGCUGGACUCACUGGCUUGAAGGGGAUGACCUCCACCUGGAGCUUCGUUGUGAGAAUCAAGUGUGCAAACAGAUCUUCAAGAGAGCUUGAAUGUGUGCUGGGUGCUGCCUGCAGGGACUGCUCUGCACAGGAGCCUCGUGUCCAGGGAGGGCUCUGUGGACAAGAACUGCCUCGUACCCAGUAACCUCAAUGGUCUGGAGUUUCUGGCUCAGGAAAUUAAUCUGCUGUUACCACUGUUAAAGGUCUAAAUUUUGCUAAUAAACGCCCCAAACCAAACUAAUCUUAA
Molecule: messenger RNA, 649 nt
Organism: Sturnus vulgaris (Common starling)
Lineage: Eukaryota; Metazoa; Chordata; Aves; Passeriformes; Sturnidae
Gene: RBP7
Product: retinol binding protein 7
Molecular function (GO): lipid binding
Source: RefSeq, a predicted model, not a curated record